Molecule: messenger RNA, 432 nt
Organism: Emiliania huxleyi CCMP1516
Lineage: Eukaryota; Haptophyta; Isochrysidales; Noelaerhabdaceae
Exons: 2
Coding region: 1-432 (143 amino acids)
Source: RefSeq, a predicted model, not a curated record
AUGCACUGCCACACAACCUCCCACAAGACGACAAGAGAUGGCGCCUCGGCGCACGAGCCCGCCGCGGCGCCAACCUACCGCUCAGCCGGCGUCGCGUCCGCGACGAGCUCGUUCGGCGCGCUCGCCCUCGACACGGCUCCGCCGCAAACCGUGCCGCCGAGCCGCACGCCGGUGGCUGUCCCGAGCGGACCGCCGCCGAUGACGGAGGAAGAGCGCGCCGCGUACCUCCGCCUCUUUGGGGGGGCGGCCCGCGGAACGCGAACGCUGAGCCGCCGCGCCGCAGGGCCGGUCUUUGCUAAGGCAAAAAUGGCGGAGGGAGAAGUCGACGCAAUCUGGGUAUACGCUGCGGCCGCCACACAUAGCGCCUUAUCACCAAAUCACGCGCUCCCGCCGGCGGCCGGUCCGCCCAAGAUGCAGGGUCACGGUGCCUGA